AUGAUGGUGAACAACACAGGCAUUCUGUUUUCCACAUUGGUAGUUUUAAGCAACAAUCUGAGUGAUUUCCGUCCGAAUGACACAUCGAAAUCUCCUACAGCGGAUCCGGAUUCGGCUCCAUGCUAUGGCAUGUUUGACUGUUUUCCUAUAACGUUUCCUUGGACCAGCGUUCGGCGGCCUAUAUCGCUGUUUCCAGAGGAUCCCUCGAAAAUCAACGCCACGUUCGCGGUUUUUAAUAGUCAAAAUAUGUCCUUCCCGAAGUACAUCGACAUUGACGAUCCAGAGACAGUACAUAGGGCCGGUAUAAACCCAGACGGGUUGAUUUACUUCAUUACGCAUGGUUUUCUGGAGAGAGGCAGCACAUUAUGGAUCAAACAAAUGCUUGAGGCACUGCUAGAAAGGGAUCCGGACGCUACUGUCAUAGUGAUAGACUGGGGAAAUGGCUCCAAACCUCCGUACAACCAGGCGUGUGCCAACAUAAGAGUGGUGGGAACAUUCGCAGCGCACGUCAUUGAGAUGAUAAUGCAUGAGCUAAAUCUGCCCGAUCUGGACAAAGUGCACAUGAUCGGACACUCGCUCGGUUCACACCUAUCGGGGUACGCCGGUUACACGCUUCGGGCUAACUUAAGUCUACAUCUUGGCCGGAUAACGGGUCUGGACCCGGCAGAGUUGGCUUUUAGUGAAACCAACGAGAUCGUCCGGUUGGAUCCAAGCGAUGCCAAGUUCGUCGAUAUCGUGCACAGCGAUGCGACACCGUUUGUGUCAAACAUCGGCCUAGGACUUCACGAACCUAUAGGCCACGUGGACUUCUAUCCAAAUGGGGGCUUCAACCAACCCGGCUGCCAGCAGGACCUGUGGAAACACUCCCGCGACCGCUUCGUUUCCAACGUGUUCCAUUUCCUGAGCUGUAGUCACUCGCGAUCGUACAAGUAUUUCAUCGAAAGUAUUAAAACCCCCAUGGUGGCCGUCGCGUGUGACUCGUAUGAGAAGUAUCAGAGUGGGCAGUGCUUCGACUGUACCGCAAAUGACGCCCGGUGUGUGGAGUUCGGCCUCAACAGCUCCACCGGUUACAACCAGCUGGUCCUGCGAGGGAGAGUGAAUCCACUCAGACACGUCCCGUUGCAGCUGUUUUUCAAAACGAACCCCAGCGAACCGUUCCUGACGCAAAACUUCAAGAUCACCGUUAAGAUUUCGGACUCCGCUAGGAGUCUAGCACAUGGGCCCGAGAUUGGUAAAAUCUUGCUGUACCUCCACGGUCUCGGAGAUGCCAAACCUAAGCAGAUCUAUUUCAACGAAGAACCUAUAUUGUUCGAGCCGGGCCGUGAAUACUCCAGCAUUCUCACGGCGUACGGUAAUGGUAGACCGAAAUCUAUCAGCGUUGGAUAUGAACACGAUAUGAACCUGCUAAACCCAUUCACCUGGCGUCUGUUCACUGCAUCACGAAUCUAUAUAGAGCACGUGAUGGUGUUCACUCAUCAAUCACUCACGCAGCGCAUAAAGCUGAGGAUGUGCCCUACAUACGACGUUCCAGUCACUACCAACGACUUCAUCGUGAUAUCCGAUUUGAAGUGCAAACCGCGCAAUCGUCCAUAACCUUCCCCUGGUGUAUUCUAACGAUUCUUCAUUUCUACGCACACAUCCUUAUCGCACAUCCUUGAUCAUCCAGCACAGUGAAACGCAACAAGCCUUAUCAAUGCAAUGUAUUACUAUAGAGAUGCUAAAUAUAAAU
Messenger RNA from Anopheles nili, 1729 nucleotides. Its product is annotated as pancreatic triacylglycerol lipase-like. The record is from RefSeq and is a predicted model, not a curated record. Gene Ontology annotation, molecular function: triacylglycerol lipase activity. The transcript is spliced from 5 exons. Gene Ontology annotation, biological process: lipid metabolic process. NCBI's taxonomy places the organism in Eukaryota, Metazoa, Arthropoda, Insecta, Diptera, Culicidae. Bases 1 to 1593 code for a protein of 530 amino acids.